UUAAUAUUUUGAUUUAACAGAAAUAAUUACAAUUACUAUAACCAAAAAUUAUCAAUUUCAAUAAUGGAAACGAAGGAUUUCAUUGAUUUUGGCAAAGCAAUUAUCGAUUUUAUCGCUAAUUAUACGGAGAACUUGAGAGAGAUGAAUGUCCUACCGAAUGUCGAACCAGGAUAUCUUAGUAAACUAUUGCCGGAAGAACCACCACAGAAGCCAGAAAGUUGGCAAGAAGUGCUCAAAGAUGUGGAACGAUACAUUUUACCAGGAACGACUCAUUGGAAUUCCCCCAAUUUUUAUGCUUUUUAUCCAACAGCAAACUCCUAUCCCGCCAUUAUGGGUGAUCUUUUAUGCAAUAGCAUUGGUGGUAUAGGAUUGUCAUGGAUAUCUUCGCCAGUAUCUACCGAACUCGAAGUAAUUGUAAUGAAUUGGCUUGGAAAAUCAUUAGCAUUGCCAGAUGAAUUUUUAAAUUGCAAUGGAAGUCGUGGAGGAGGUGUUAUAGAGGGAUCAGCAAGUGAAACCACAUUAUUAUGUUUGUUAACAGCAAAAGAACAAACUGUGCGCUAUAUAAAAAGUCUUCAUCCAGAAUGGGAAGAAGGUUUUAUCAAGGCCAAAUUGGUUGCAUAUACUUCUGAUCAAUCGAAUUCUUCGGUAGAGAAAGGUGGUAAGCUGGCAUCAGUUAUCAUGAAAUUUUUAACUACUGAUGAAAAAUAUGCUCUUCGAGGUGAAACAUUACUCAAAGCGAUCAAAGAGGAUUUGAAGAAAGGUUUGAUACCAUGUUGUGUAAUAGCUACAUUAGGUACUACUGGUACAUGUGCAUUCGACAAUCUUAAAGAAUUGGGACCAAUUUGUAAAGAAUACAAUAUAUGGUUGCAUGUCGAUGCUGCAUAUGCAGGUUCUGCAUUCAUUUGCCCUGAAUAUCGAUAUUUAAUGUGCGGUAUUGAAUAUGCCGAUUCCUUUAAUGUUAAUGCACAUAAAUGGAUGCUAGUAAACUUUGAUUGUUCAUUGUUAUGGGUAAAGGAUUCUAAGAAAUUUAGCGAAACUUUCAAUGUAGAUAGGAUUUAUUUAAAUCAUAAUAAAUCUGGACUGCCUGAUUUCAGAAAUUGGCAAAUAUCUUUAGGUCGCCGAUUUCGUUCGUUGAAAGUUUGGUUCGUAUUACGUAUUUAUGGAAUCGAAGGUAUCCAACAUUAUAUACGACACACAAUUGAGUUGGCUAAAAUGUUUGAAAAUUAUAUUAAAAAUGACUCUAGAUUUGAAAUGAUAACCGAAAGAUCUAUGGGUUUAUGUUGUUUCAGAAUAAAGGGUGACGAUUGUUUAACCAAGGAGCUUAUCGAUCGAUUAACAAUCGGAAGAAAGAUUUAUGUAACAGCUGGAAUGUGUCGCGAUAAAAUAAUCGUCCGAUUUGUAGUAGGUUGUCGUUUGUCUCGCGAAGAGGAUAUCACCUUUGCGUGGCGCGAAAUCACAAAUCAUACAACAGAAAUUCUCAAAUCUUUGAAACAUUCUUCUAUAAAGGAAGAAUCUUUUAAAUCUACAAAUGAUAUAGUGACGAGGAUCGAAUGCUUGAACUUUGAAUCGAAAACGCAAAAGAUAACAUAAAACAUAUUUUUUAUUAAAUUGACAAUUCAUAAAAAAUGAAAAAUCAUAGAGGCUUUUUGAUUAGAUGUACAUCGUGAAUAAAAGUCCUUUAAAUUAUAAUAUAUU
This is a messenger RNA of Apis dorsata (giant honeybee), 1695 nucleotides long. Its product is annotated as aromatic-L-amino-acid decarboxylase-like. The record is from RefSeq and is a predicted model, not a curated record. Gene Ontology annotation, molecular function: aromatic-L-amino-acid decarboxylase activity; pyridoxal phosphate binding. The coding region runs from base 64 to 1590 and encodes 508 amino acids. The transcript is spliced from 8 exons. NCBI's taxonomy places the organism in Eukaryota, Metazoa, Arthropoda, Insecta, Hymenoptera, Apidae. Gene Ontology annotation, biological process: amino acid metabolic process; catecholamine metabolic process.